CCCACUUCUAAGUGUUAUAUCGGCAUAUUAAAUAACAAAAGGGAGGUAGGUUGGAUUUGGUUUGGUUGUGAAAUUUUGUGAAUGAGACGAAAGAGAAUGUUGUUAGGUAGUUGACUUGGCUUGGCAUUGAAUUGGGAUUUAGGACGGAUAGAGUUUAUUUAAAAAAUUUUAAAAGUAACAUAAGUAGGUAUAUUAAAAUACAAAUUACGCUUAGAUUUUGGGUUAAAUCACAAUGUUUCGAAGUCUGCACAAAGUAACGCAAAAUCUGAAUGCGUUUAAAAGUAACACAAAAAUUGUUUUCGUGAAUUCAACGCGGUGCCAUCACAGCAAUGUUGUUCAAAUGCUAAGGUCCCAUCACCUCAAAAAGAAGGAACCACAGGAUAUAUUAAAAUGGGUGUUGUUGGCCAUGCCUGUGACUUCCUUUGGGCUCGGCUGUUGGCAAAUUUAUAGAUUAAAAUGGAAACUAGAGCUUAUUGAUAUUUUGCAUGCUAAAGCAAACUCUAAUCCAAUAGACAUGCCAACUGAUUUGGAAAUGUUGAAAGAUCUUGAGUACAGACCAGUGAAGGUAAGAGGAGAAUUUCUGCAUGAUAAAGAGAUGUGCAUUGGACCAAGGGCUCUUAUUGAAACUGAAACAGGUGUUGCAAGACCUGGCUCUUUGGUAUCCGAUCCUAAAAAGAACCAAGGGUGGCUGGUCAUCACACCAUUUCAGCUGGAAGACACUGGGAAAGUAAUUUUAAUAAAUAGGGGGUGGGUACCUCAAAAGCUGCGUCCUAAAGAAAAAAGGGGACAAUCAUUGUUGAAAGGUCCUGUCGAGCUUGUCGGUCUCGUGAGACUUACAGAGAAAAGAGCACCAUUUAUGCCAAAAAAUAAUCCGGCAAAUGGGUCAUGGUAUUACAGAGAUUUAGAACAGAUGAGUGAAUAUAUAGGCUGCGAUCCUGUUUGGCUGGAUGCCCGUGGCACAGCAGAACCCCCUGAAGGCUGGCCCAUCCCCAACCAGACUCGUGUGACCCUCAGGAACGAACACAUGUCGUAUGUGGUCACAUGGUUCUGUCUAUCAGCCUUCACUGGAGUCAUGUGGCAUCGCUACUUUGUCAAGAAGUUACCACUGAUAUAGAAUUAGUUUUUUUGUAGUUAAUAUAAAUAAUAAUAAAUAAAGUGUAUCCUAUAUUAGUUAUUACUUACAAAAUAUUUGAUUUACUAGAUAAUAAUGGAAACUGGAAUGAGAAACCUGGACCAAAGAAAUCUGAAUUCAUAUACAUUGGUUUAAUAUGAACCAAUCUUCAUGAAAUGUGUACGUACUUUAUAAAGCCCUUUUAAACCUACUUAUCACGAUAGUAGGCGAUAGGUAGUAGGUACUCAUAAGACAAUAGACAAUAUGUGAACAUGUUUCAAUUAAAGUUAUUGGAAAGUAAAAUGAUUGUAGGCUUCGUAAGACAUAAUUAUCAGAAUAGACAUCAACUAAUUAUAAAACUCUUCAGUAACUGUGUAACUGACAAACAACGAACAGUCCAAACCGCUAGGGACAUCUAGAGAGCAACUUGAAAUUUGACAUGUAGGUUACUCCCUAGGGGCGUACAAAGAGAUUUCCUGGAAUCAUCAUUAAUGGAUCCCCAAAGUUGUAGGGUUAGUUACUACAUAAGUAUAGUCUGUAUUUUGUAAUUGUUGUUUGAAAACAUCAUUCUUUUCGGGGCGAAAAGAAUGGAAACGUUUAUACGUUCAGGGCCUUCAGGAAUUGAAAAUAAAUUAUCUUAUUACUACUACGAGAUAACAAAGCAAAUAAAAUUUCUUAAAAGCUUGUUUCUUUAGUAACACCUUGUACUUUUAAAUAUAUACUAGCAGCUUCGCCCGCGUGAAUCUAUAAAAUGCAACGAAUUAAACGCCGCCUACAAAAAAUGGUAACAAAUAAACUCGCUUUCGCAUUUAUAUUAGUUGGGAUGGAUAGAUUGCGUGCUAAAACUACAAGACGACCAGCGAAUGGGACCAGAGUUUGGGUUACACCCUUAUCGAGGAUAUGGGGAUGGCAUUAUUUUAGGUUGACCAGAAUAAAACAGUCUUUUUAGUGAGAUCUAAUCAUAUUUCUUAGUAUAAUAUUCCAAAUUAUACACUUAAAAUUACACUGCAAAUUAAAAUUAACUCAGUAAUAAAUUAGUAACUCUAAUUUAGGUUAAGUCCACUGUGAGACUUUCGAGCGUCAGCGCUCGUAUGACGCCCAGUAGGUGCCCUAAGACUUGUUAUCAAUCGCCCUUUAUUCAUUUAGAGUUACUAAUUUAUAAUAUUAAGGCAGAAGCGAAUCAUAAAUAUCACAGAAAUACUUAUGAAUCACACUAAAUUGAAGUUAGUUGAUUUGAUUCAAUUUACUUGGGCACACAAUCCUUUCUUUCUUAUGACCUUAACAUGGUUCCAAAUUUAAAAAAAAUAUAUUUACAUAACCAAUAUUAUAACAAAUAAUGUCAAUAUUAAAAUAAUAAAAAAUUAAUAGAUCAUUAUAAGUAUGCCGCGGGCGCAUAAUUUAAUAAGGUAUCUUAACAUGCUUUCACACGUUACAUUAUUAAAAUUAUAAAUAUAACCAACUAUUAUAACAAAUAGUCAAUAUUAAAUUAAUAAAAUUAAAUCGAUCAUUAGGUAUAAACGUUAGCUGUGAA
Messenger RNA from Amyelois transitella, 2642 nucleotides. It is a transcript of the gene Surf1, whose product is annotated as surfeit locus protein 1. Gene Ontology annotation, biological process: mitochondrial respiratory chain complex IV assembly. The record is from RefSeq and is a predicted model, not a curated record. NCBI's taxonomy places the organism in Eukaryota, Metazoa, Arthropoda, Insecta, Lepidoptera, Pyralidae. Gene Ontology annotation, cellular component: membrane; mitochondrion. The transcript has 5 exons. Bases 233 to 1114 code for a protein of 293 amino acids.